This is a messenger RNA of Juglans microcarpa x Juglans regia, 930 nucleotides long. Its product is annotated as dehydrin Xero 1-like. Gene Ontology annotation, biological process: response to water. The record is from RefSeq and is a predicted model, not a curated record. The coding region runs from base 69 to 614 and encodes 181 amino acids. Lineage: Eukaryota; Viridiplantae; Streptophyta; Magnoliopsida; Fagales; Juglandaceae. The transcript is spliced from 2 exons.
UCAUCCAUAUCCAUAACCUACUUCAGGCGUACUCGCUUCUGAUCUUCUUGCUGCUUAUUUCCUUGAUAAUGGCACACUUCCAAAGCCCAUACGGUGCAUCCCAAACUGACGAGUACGGCAACGUUCUCAGUACCGAUGAAUACGGAAACGUAAUCCGCCGAGAUGCGUACGGCAACGUGAUUCGCACAGACGAAUUUGGCAACGUGAUACGCACAGAUGAAUACGGCACCGUGAUUCGAACCGAUGAAUACGGCAACCCGAUACGCCACAGCGGCACCACUGCAGGCACGUACGGAGCGGGUGGGUUCGAUACGACCACCACUCUCCAAGGCGGGGACCGUACUGGCAAGCUUCAUCGCUCUGGAAGCUCUAGCUCUAGCUCCUCUGAGGACGACGGGCAAGGCGGGAGAAGGAAGAAGGGGCUGAAGGAGAAGAUAAAGGAGAAGAUACCAGGUAUUGGGCACAAGGAGCACAGAAGUGCGACAUCUGCAACAACAACAACAGCGGGUUAUACAGAGACGCAGGUUCAACACCCUCACGAGAGGAAGGGGGUGAUGGAAAAGAUCAAAGAGAAGCUUCCAGGCGGCCACCAUACUUCUGAGCACCAGUACUAGUUCUUGUGUAUGUGUGUAUAUGUGCUUGUGUGUGCGAGCUAUAUGUAAAAUUAUUAAUGCUUGUUUGUAGCUUAAAUGCAUGACGGUGUUACAGGGUUUAGGUAGGGGUUCAUAAGGGUUUUGGUUACGAUCGAACUCGAUCCUGCUAUAAGGCGUUUAAUAAGUGGCCGGUCAUGGCCGGGGUGGUGGAUGUAUAAGCGUAUGCGGUUCAAUCUUGUAUUUUAUUAAGUGCUUUUUGUUGGGUUAAAUAGUGUUAUAUUGUUGAAGUUUCUGGUUAAUUAAUUAAUUAAUUAAUAUAUCAUGUUCAUAUUUUUCA